Messenger RNA from Beauveria bassiana ARSEF 2860, 2115 nucleotides. RefSeq lists its product as uncharacterized. Lineage: Eukaryota; Fungi; Ascomycota; Sordariomycetes; Hypocreales; Cordycipitaceae. Bases 1 to 2115 code for a protein of 704 amino acids. The transcript is spliced from 2 exons. The record is from RefSeq and is a predicted model, not a curated record.
AUGGCGUUCCCUCCUCCCUUGCCGCCUCGACUACAAUCUGCGCAGUCCGCAUCUCUAACAUUUCCUCCCGAUCAUCAAGAUGGUGACCUGCUGAUGCCUACUUCUGUUGGUCUUGGAUAUUCCACCAAACUGCAUGCUUCAGACCCUAGGACUUCGUCGGCUCAGUCGCUGAGAGCACCGGCAAAAGAGUCUGAUACUAGGCGCUCGCUACUCAUCAUAUACAUUCACGGCUUCUACGGCAAUGACCAGUCCUUUAGAUCCUUCCCAGCGCAUGUACAUGCUACCCUCACUGAGCUCCUCUCUGAAACGCAUAUUGUCCAUUCCAAAAUAUACCCCCGCUAUAAGACCUACAGAGCUAUUCAUGUUGCAAGGGACAAUUUCAGUGUCUGGCUCGAGCCACACGAGUCUCCCACUACCGAUGUCAUUCUCGUUGGUCACUCCAUGGGAGGCUUGCUAGCUGCUGAGGUCGCUCUAAUGCCUAACCACGAUCCAUAUCUUCAUCAACCUUUCAAACAUCGAAUACUGGGCACAUUGUCUCUGGAUUCACCAUUUUUAGGUUUGCACCCCGGAAUAGUUGUAUCUGGCCUAUCAAGCUUGUUCCAGCCCGCACCAAAGUCUGACAAGGGGAUUGGAGAAUCCUCUUCUCAGUCCUCGCUCGCCGAGAACCUUUCCGCAAGCGACUUGUCGCUCCCAGUAUCCGAUACUGCAUUCAACGUCUCUACAAAGUCAUCUCUAUCAGCACAGACAAAUGAGUUAUAUGACCCUCCCUUUUUCAAUGACGUUCCCUUUAGAGAAAAACCACUCUUGUCAAGACUGCGACAUUUUGCUUCCAAACACAAGGCUCAAGGCAUAUUCAACGCUAUUGGCAAUCACAUUAUUUCUCAUCUAGAGUUUGGUGGUUGUAUGGCUGAUUAUCCAGAACUUGUUGCACGUUACAAACGAAUACGAGCUCUAGAGGAUGUUGAUGAGCUCAAAGCAAUCUCUCAAGGCCAUCCAGCCGCAGCGCACAGACGUGUUCGGUUUGUCAACUACUACACGCUAUCGCCAGGCCGUCCCAAGCCAUCUCCGCAGAUAGAUGCAGUGGCGGGCGUUGAACCGUCACUAUUGACGCUGGCUCUGAACGAACCAGGAGCGGGCAGCAAGGAACUCACUGGAUCCGAGACAGACGCCGCCUCACACCCUAGCUUUCGUGCUGAAGAGAUACCAAUAUUGGACAUUGAACACGCUGAUGGUGGCUGUGAUGAAGAAGACCUUUAUGAGGCGAAAGGUGCCGAACCACAAGCAGGCGAAAAACCAACUGCUUCAAAGUCAUUGCCCGAGAGUGAGUCAGAAGAGGAACCCGUUUCCGAAACCGAAAGCCACAAAUCCCUGCUGCACCUUGACCCUGUCCCGAUGCUCGACGAGAAGGAAGAAACUGCAGAAACUGCAGAAACUGCAGUGCCAUCCUCUGAGGCUGCUAUACCCGCCUGCCCGGAACCGCGGCCAGACUUGUCAGACUUGGACUUGACACCCAUCCCACCCGCGCCUGAAGAGCCGACGUAUCCCGACCUGACCAAGUACACCGACAAGGACGCCCGCAAGCAAGCGGAAAAGGAAGCCAGGCGGGAGCAAAAGGCCUACCAACAGGCCGUCAAGAACCGCAAUAGAGCCCUCCGUGAACGAGAAAAACUUGUCGAAAAGCGCCGCAAAAAGUCUGAAAAGGAAGCCCAGCGGCUCGAGAAGCAAUCACUUCGGGAACUGCAACGACGGAGAGAUGAAACAAAAGCCGAGGCGGAAACAGCGGCCGGUCUGACCAUGGAAGAGUCCAUAACCGCUGCUGCGACAACGACGACGACGACGACGACGACGGACCAGGAUGCGCAGCACCAGCCACCGUCAAAAGAGCAGCAGCCCAGGAAACUGCGCAAAUUUUGCGCGCUGCCCAGCAAGAUCAACGGGCGGCCGGACCCGACGUGGGUGGACGUCUACAUGGCCGACGUGGACGAAGUCGGUGCGCACUGCGGUCUGUUUGCGCCGGGCGCGCACUACGAUACGCUCGUGGGCGACGUGGGCAACCGUGUCAUGGCGUGGGUGCACGAAGACUUGUCAACGAGGGCGGCCAUGGCUAUGCAAUAG